Acromyrmex echinatior (Panamanian leafcutter ant) is the source of this 1636-nucleotide messenger RNA. RefSeq lists its product as uncharacterized. Lineage: Eukaryota; Metazoa; Arthropoda; Insecta; Hymenoptera; Formicidae. The record is from RefSeq and is a predicted model, not a curated record.
UAAUCAGUUUUGAAAAGUAAAUGGUUUUUCAAAUAUGUUUAAUAUUAAGUGAACCGCGGUACAGAACGAAUGAAAAAUGUCGGCCUAUUAUCGAGAGUGGUUAGAGAGGCAUUGCAAAGAAGAACAAGCUCUUCUUUAUUUUUCAAUAAUAACAUGUGCAUAUUGCGACGAAGUUUUUAUAAAAAGUGAGAAGAACUAUAUAAGAACAUUUAUAAAACAUUUACACGAUCUUCAUAAACGAACAGAAUUAGAUGGCCAUUCAAGAUGUAAAGAAUUAAAGGAAAAAUUUGAAAUAAAGCAAAAUCAGCUUUUCGUUGGAGUAUGUAAAGAACAAACAUGUAAAUUACAAAUUAUAUUUUUUCGUGGUGUACACCUCUUACAAAACCAUUUAGAAAUAUGUCACGGGAACAGAUCAAGUAUAUAUUUAAAUGUAAUAAGACAAAACAUGAAAGCACAACAUAUUCUGUUGAAUAAUUACUUGAUAACAAGCGACGAUAAGGCGCACUGUCUAAUUUGUAAAGACCAGGUAGACUUAAGCGACUUGGAAUUAGAAACUGAAGAAAUACUUGAUAUAUUACAAAUCCAUUGGGCCAACCAUUUUAUAAAGAUGCAAUGGGACGAUAUAUAUCGAUUAGAACAACUUCAACAACGAGUAGAUAAGAAAUUGAUGAAAGAACAGAUAUCCCAUGAUAUAGAGAAAACCUACUUGGAGUUCCCUUCAGAAGAAAUAAUAAAAAAAUUACAAAAUUUUGACAAGAUAAUAGAAGAAGUCGUUGACUGUCUAGAAUAUUCUAUAAUAAUAUCUGUAUUUAAAAUGAUGAGAAUGUCAGAAUGUCAGAAUUUGGAGCUAAGAUGUAUAUGUUGUUUAAGAAAAAUUAUUGAUAUUGGCCGCAUUCAUAUUAUAAAAAACCAUUGGGAAUUAUAUCACGGAUUGUUUUCUCUGACAUAUAAAGAAAUAAUAGAUAUAAAAAUAGUACGUGAUAUAUUGGAUCAGUACGUCAUAUUGAAUAAUAUAUUAGUGUGCCUCAACUGUAAAGACUUGUUCAAAGUGAAUGCUUUGCUAUUAGACAUUGAAGAACAGCUGGUUAUUUUACUUAAACACUGGCACAUACAUAUUGGGAUAUCUUCAGAUGAUCAAAUAAAACAAGAGGAAUAUCUACGAAAAGAAUUUAGACGAAAAUUAAAUGGAGAAAAAGAAUUAGUCGAUAUGUUGGAGAAUUCUGGAAGGGACGAUCAAGGGCAACAAAGUAGCAAUCGUGAUGAUCCUAGAUCAAAUACUUCGACAGAAUCAAGUGGAUCGAGUAUUUCGAUAGACACUGAAGCUGAUUGUAAGUAUACGGUCAAUUUUGCUCCAUCAAGACAAAGUGAAGAACGACAAAGUACUUCAGCGCAGAGUCCGUCUACAUCAGUUUCUUCAAAUGAUUCACCGCCAGCCAAACAAAGGAAAAAAGAAAGCGAUAAUAUUGAUUUAUCUGAAUAUCAAUAAACUGAAUAUUUAAACAGCAUUAUGGAUUGCAGCAUGAGUAUCGAAAUAUACGAACAAGUAAUAUCUCCAUAUUUGACUGCAAGGGGAUUUGUCAGAAAGAGAAACAACUUUAACAUUCUCUAUCAAGGAAUUAUCAUAAUCGUACAAAUU